Messenger RNA from Tripterygium wilfordii, 5791 nucleotides. RefSeq names its product zinc finger CCCH domain-containing protein 19-like. Gene Ontology annotation, molecular function: DNA binding; metal ion binding; protein binding. NCBI's taxonomy places the organism in Eukaryota, Viridiplantae, Streptophyta, Magnoliopsida, Celastrales, Celastraceae. The record is from RefSeq and is a predicted model, not a curated record. The coding region runs from base 188 to 5623 and encodes 1811 amino acids. The transcript is spliced from 10 exons.
GUCAUUUGAUGUAACCGAGUUUCCCUUCUCUGCGUAACCCCCUCGUCCCCAGUCUUAGCAAUUCACCAAUUCGCAGAGUCCUUGUGUCAAAUAUCGACAUACGAAUUUUGCUGAAACUCAAAACCCUAGCAGUAGGUUUUCAAUUCGUUGCCAGGGUUUCUAACAAGCGAAUCCUCUAAGCCCUUCAAUGGAGGACGAAGAAGAACAUAAAUAUCUCUCCGUCGCCGAGCUUUCCGUUGAACCCCCACACGACUCUGGAACAUCAAUAGACGUGGGCACAGAACAAGCCGAGCUCCUUAUAAUGGACCCCCAUUGUGAGGGACAGUUGGUGAUGGAUUCGAAAAAGUCUACAAUCGGAGACGAAAGCCAGCAACAACAACCACUGAAAAUAUCAUCACCGCCUCCGCCAUCUUCCCCAGCGUUGGUGGAGGAAGCGGCUAUGGAUAGAGGAGGAGAUCAGGAUAUAGUAACAGGAGAGGGUGAACCCCUUAUGGAUAAUGAGGAACGGAUAAUCGAUGGAGGUGAAGGCGACUUACCGCCAGUGUCACCUCCGUUGGCACCUUCAACAUCAGCGACGUUUUUGCCUGGGAAAAUCGGAGAUGACGAUUUGAAGCUAGACCAAGAUAAAAACGGUGUAGACACACAGGAGCCACUGAAUAUACCAUUGGCUUGUGGAGAGGAAGGUAGGGAUUUGGUUGCCGAAAAGGAGAGCAAGGGGGCUUUGAAUAGCGUCCUUUCACCACCAUUGCCACGGCCUUCCCUGCCAGAUGUUAGUCAAGAAGAAAACCAUGGGGAUACGAGUGCUGGAGAUGCGAGUCACGAAGAGAAGGUUGUGAUCGAGUGUGAGACAGAGGCUGCUUUCGCGCUGGUUAAAAAUGAGGAGGCAGAGGUGAAGCAGGCUGACAUGGUGGAGGGAAUAGAUAAUAUGCUGCAGGUACCGGAGAGAAGGGAGGGGCUAGUGGGGACUGAAGUGGCAGAGGAAUCUAAAAUUGCUGAGAUGCAGAUAACUGAAAUGAUGGAUACAACAGACAAGAGUGAAACUACUACUGCUGGGAUGGAGGCAUCUGGGAAUAAACAGAUGGGUGAAAUGAUGGAGGUUGCAGAAAAGACUGUAGCAACAGCUGUUGGAGCUGAGGAAUCUGUGAAUGAAGAGGUAAAGAUUCCUGAAACGAACGAGGCAGAACAGGUUACUGAACCUACAGGUGCUGAGGAAUGUGCGAAUGAAGAUGUGAAGAUUCCUGAAAUGGAUGAGGCGGAACAGGUAGCCGAACCUAUGACUGAGAUGGCCAAAGGAAUUGAGAAUGCAGGGAUGCAAGGGGCUGAAAUUAUGGAUGAGGCAGAGGAGUCUGAAGCCAUGGCUGAUAUGACAGAGGACACUGAGAUGGCUGACAUGGUAGAGGAGGAGGGAAUGCCGGGAGAGUCAGAGAUGACUGAUAUGGCAGAGAAGAUAGAGGGGAUAGCGCAAAUCGAGAUGACUGAAAUGACAUCAGAAAUUGAGAAAAGUGAGGACACAGACUUGGCUGAAGUGGAGGAAAGCAGCAGAAGCUUUGGUGGUAAGAAGAAACGGGGGAAGAAUGCUAAAGUGGCUUCUCGUGUUCCUACAAGGAAGAAAAUGGAGGAAGAUGUCUGCUUCAUUUGCUUUGAUGGAGGUGCUCUGGUGCUUUGUGAUCGCAGGGGUUGCCCUAAAGCCUAUCACACUUCAUGCGUCAAUAGAGAUGAGGCAUUUUUUCGAGCUAAGGGUCGAUGGAAUUGUGGCUGGCAUCUCUGUAGCAAUUGUGAGAAGAAUGCCCAUUAUAUGUGUUAUACAUGUACAUUUUCCUUGUGCAAGGGGUGUAUUAAGGAUGCAGUCAUCUUUUGUGUUAGGGGCAACAAAGGCUUGUGUGAGACAUGCAUGAAGACGGUCAUGUUGAUUGAAAGAAAUGAACAAGGAAACAAGGAGCUGGGUCAAGUCAAUUUUGAUGACAAAACUAGUUGGGAGUAUCUUUUCAAGGAUUACUGGGUUGGUCUGAAAGAAAGAUUUUCUAUCACUGCCGAGGAACUUGCACAGGCUAAAAAUCCAUGGAGAGGCUCUGAUCUACGUGCUGGUAGACAAGGAUCUCCUGAUGAAGUUUAUGCUGCUCACAAUGAUGGAGGAUCAGGAUCUGAAGGUUCUUCUGGAAAAGCCGAAACAGCUAUUAUUAAAAAGAGACAAACGAGAAAACGCUUGAGAUCUCAUGCCAAGGUUGUUGUUUCAUCUAGCAUAGCAACUGGAACUGGAAUUGAAGUUUCCUUUACUGAUGAUGGUGCUGAGUGGGCAUCAAAUGGACUCUUGGAGUUUGUUAUGCACAUGAGAAAUGGUGACAGAUCUGUUUUAUCUCAGUUUGAUGUACAGGAGCUCUUGCUUGAAUACAUAAAAAGAAACAAACUUCGCGAUCCUCGCCGUAAAAGUCAAAUAGUUUGUGAUUCAAGGCUUGAAAAUCUCUUUGGGAAGCCACGUGUUGGGCAUUUUGAAAUGCUCAAGCUUCUUGAAUCUCACUUUUUCAUGAAAGAAAAUUCUCAAGCUGAUGAUUUUCAAGAGAGUGUGGUUGAUAAUGAAGCUAGUCAACUAGAUGCUGAGGGGAACUCCGAUGCCCUUACAAAGGUGGGAAAAGAUAAGAGGCGAAAAUCUCGCAGAAAGGGUGAUGAGAGGGGACUUCAAUCCAAUCUGGAUGAUUACGCAGCUAUUGACAUGCAUAACAUCAGUUUAUUAUUCUUGCGUCGUUCUUUGGUGGAGGAUCUAAUUGAAGACAAUGGGACAUUCCAGGAUAAAGUUGUUGGUUCUUUUGUGAGAAUAAGAAUAUCUGGUAGUGCACAAAAGCAAGAUUUGUAUAGGCUUGUUCAAGUUGUUGGUACAAACAAAGCUGCCAAGCCUUAUAAAGUUGGGAAAAGGACGACAGAUUUCCGGCUUGAAAUAUUAAAUUUAAACAAGGCUGAGGUCAUAUCAAUUGACAUAAUCUCAAAUCAGGAGUUCACAGAGGAUGAAUGCAAGCGGUUGCGUCAAAGCAUAAAAUGCGGACUUAUCAACCGGCUGACUGUGGGAGACAUCCAGGAAAAGGCCAGGGCAUUACAGGCUGCCAGAGUUAAAGAUUGGUUGGAAACAGAGACUCUACGCCUUAGUCAUCUUCGUGAUCGAGCUAGUGAUAUGGGACACAGAAAGGAGCUUAGAGAAUGUGUUGAGAAAUUGCAGCUUUUAAAGACGCCUGAGGAGCGUCAGCGAAGACUAGAAAAAGUUCCAGAAAUACAUGUUGACCCGCAUAUGGAUCCAAGUUAUGAGUCUGAAGAAGAUGAAGGCGAAGCAGAUGAUCAGAGAAAAGAAAACCAUGUGAGAGCCAGAGGAAGCGACUACAGCAUGAGAGGGAGGGAACCUGUUUCUCCUCGCAAAGGUGGUUUUGCUUCAAAUGAUUCCUGGAGUGGGAUGAAGAAUUAUUCAAGUAUGAACCCUGAAUUAAGCAGAAAUAUGUCAAAUAAAGGUUUUCUCAACAAAGGGGAUGUUGCUGUUGGAGCUGUUGAGACAAUGAAUGAAAAUUUAUGGAGUCAAGGAAGAGAAAAAGAAACAUUACCAUUAAACAGUUGGGAUAAACUGAAAGCUGCUGCAAAUUCAGAAACUGGUGCUAAGAAUAUUCAUUCGGCGAUAUAUGAAACAGUUCCGACAGCUUCAGAUGGUCCAUUUACACAAACCCCCACUACAGUAGCACAAUCUGCUUUGAAAAUCAACGAAACAGAGAAAAUAUGGCAUUACAAAGAUCCAUCUGGAAAAGUCCAAGGACCAUUUUCGAUGGUGCAGCUGAGGAAGUGGAAUAACAAUGGAUAUUUUCCUUCUGACUUGAAAAUAUGGAGAACAAGUGAGAAUCAAGAUGACUCUAUGCUCUUGACUGAUGCAUUGGCAGGAAAAUUUCCAGACCCUCAAUUGGUUGGCAAAAUUUCACCAAGUCCAUUUCUCUCAUCCUCAUAUGCUAGGAGGCCUCAUGGAACAUCCUUGCAGCGAGGAAUUGAAGUCCAAGUCAGUGAAAGUUUGAACUAUGGUCCAAACCGUGCUAUGCUUACCCCCCAAAGGUUAGUAGGUAAUUCAGCCCAAUCGGCAGGAGAAAGUUGGAAACCUGGACCUGAAAGUACUUAUUCAACAGGCAGGACUUCUUCACCUUCACUUGACAUUCCCAACCAUUCUAUGGAUCAGUGGGGAUCUGGUGCAAACCUCCCGUCACCUACUCCAGCCAAAACUAUCAUAGGUGAGGCUAAAGGGCAAGGUAAUGAAGACAAUUGGUCACCAACUCCAGAACAGCCUGCUGGUUCUCUAUCAGGAAUCAGCACCUUCCUCGGGGGCCGCAUGGAGCAGCAGCAUCCUACAGUAGUUUUUGCUGAGGCAGCUCAGUUUACAAAUUCUUCUAGUCCAUCUCUAUCAACAAAAAUGAGUGGUGGGAUAGAUGCUGCUAAUGCUUCUUACCAAGGGGGCGCAGUGCCCAAGUUGGAAAUGAUUUCAAGCUCUGGAAAUGCUCCUUUAGGGCAUUCUCAAUCACCUGCGCUAGGUGAAUCAGAGACUGUACAGCUUGAUCGCCAUCUGGUUUCAGCUCUUGAUUCAGUUGGUGCUUCCUUGAAUUCAGCUGCGGGUACAAAAAACUUGGGACAACCUUCUGGAAUUCAGGCUCCUUUCAUUGGAACUCAUGGUUGGGGUUCUAGUUUAGUUUCAAAGCCAGACAUGGUGAAUUCAGACCCGAUGCCUGGGGGUGGAUCUCAAGCCUGGGGAAGUGUUCUGCCACAGAAGGUAGAGCCAAAUAAUGCAAUUCCUAUUCCUGCUCAUUCUACUGCUUAUGGUAACUGGAGUGGCACUACUUCUGUUCAUAACUCUGCUUCAUCCUUCAGCGUGGGAAAUCCCACUAUGGCUUCCCCUUCACCUGCCUUGUCAGUUAUGCCAUCAUCUGAUCCCUGGAGACUGCCAAAUCCUGGUCAAUCUAAUACUCAACCUGCCAUUGCAUCUAGCAUACCUUGGGGCACCAGUAACCAAAAUGCUGCACCAAGACAAGGCCCAGAAAGUCAGAGUAUUGGUUGGGGCACUAUGCCAGGAAAUCCCAACAUUGGCUAUGGAGGAACAGUGCCUCCAAAUGGAAAUCCUGGUUGGGUUGCUUCUGGUCAAGCACCGGCAUUUGGAAACGCAAAUCAAGGUUGGACUGCACCUGUGCAAGGGCAGACACCUGUAAACGCGAAUCAAGGUUGGGCAGCUCCUGUUCAGAUGCAAGCAUCCGCAAAUGCAGUUAUGGGAUGGAUUCCUACUGGUCAAGGGCCUGUGCAGGUAAACACAAAUCAGGGUUGGGUUGCACCUCCUCGCGGACCAGCACCUGCUAAUUCAAAUCCGAACUGGCCAUCCCCAACUGCGAAUCAAGGGAUGUGGGAAAAUGAACAUAAUCACAAUGCAGACAGGUUCUCGAACCAAAGAGACGGGGGAUCUCAGGGAGGAGAUUUUUCUUACGGAGGGAAUAAGCCAUGGAAUAGGCAGUCAUCGUUCGGCAGUGGAGGUCCUUCCAGUCAUUCCUUUAGAGGACAGAGAGUAUGCAAAUUCCAUGAGAAUGGGCAUUGCAAGAAAGGAUCUUCAUGUGACUAUUUGCAUAAUUGAGCAGUUAAUCUGUACAGCAGUUCUGUUUUAAAGUUGCCUUGUAGAGAAAAGCUUCAUUAUCCAUCUCCCUUCCUAUUACUCACUAUUUAGUUUAUUUUUAUCCUGUUAACAUAUUUAUGAAAGAAUUAUAUCAGGAAAUGAUAGAUGAAGUUUUGGAAGUUGACCUAU